Messenger RNA from Trichoderma citrinoviride, 5613 nucleotides. RefSeq lists its product as hypothetical. Bases 1 to 5613 code for a protein of 1870 amino acids. The transcript has a single exon. Lineage: Eukaryota; Fungi; Ascomycota; Sordariomycetes; Hypocreales; Hypocreaceae. The record is from RefSeq and is a predicted model, not a curated record.
AUGCCCCGGCGCAGAAAGCCCGGACUCCAGCCCGCGUCUGCCUCGUUCAACCUCCGCUGGCACAGCAUCGCAGACCCCAACACGCCUAGUGUUGAUAUUAUGAGCUCGCCCGACCCGCUGAACGAACCCACUAUAAUAUCGUUUCCUACUACUACUACUGCCGCUGCUGCUAACAACAGCCUUGCGCCCGAUCCCAAGACCCAGCCCGCGUCGCGUCGCGUGUCGCACAGCCAACCGAAUCAUCGCCUCCUCUCGCCAGCCUCGCCCCGGAAACAGACGCUCAACGUGCAAGCGGGUGAACCAGCAUCGCCGCAGCGGUCACUGGCUUUGGUCCAGACGGAGGGCCACGGCGACGGCGGCCCGAGCGACACCAUGGCCUCGACCCCGAACGGCGCGAGGAGGAAGCUGUUCAAGUCGCCGGUCUCGUCGCCUUCUACCGUGCGGCGCAGGGCCGGCGAAACAGUCACGACGACGGUCCCGCUGCGGGAGACUGGCGAGGACGAGCUCACAACCGCCACCACCCCCAGCAGGAGACGGGGCCGCCCUCGAAUGUCUAAUGGAACGCCCAACCCGGUAGCGGGCAUCAAGAGGAGAGCGGGAUCACCGAUCAGCCGGAACCCACGCCGUAUACGCACCGACAAGUUUGGAGGAGGAGGAAGCACUAUACAGCUACAUCCUGAUGACGGCAAAGAAAAUUUUCAUGCCACGCCGGCAACCUCAAAGAAGCGAGGGCGUCCGCCCAAAACCCAGGCCUCUCAGCCGUCUAGUGAAUUGGGGGCUGCGAAACGAGGUCGGAGACGACAGGCAAUGGCGCCCGACGAGCUGGUUGGAAUAGCAGAAGAAGCAACAGCAGAAAGAAGCCAAGUCCAGAGCGGUCGCCGGACAAGCGAAAGCGACGCCGUGGAUUUAAUACCGCCUCCAUCAUCGAGACAAGGUCCUGACAAUGACGACAACGAGGCGACACCCAGGGCCGCAGGGCAAUCUUCGACUCGUCAGCGGCCCUCCAAAAGCAACCAUGACAGCCGUGCUCCCGAAGCAAGCGAUCACUCCACCGUGGACGAGCACAUCGAUGACUUUAGUUCUCAGACCAACGAUACGAUCGCUCAGGGAGAGGACUUUAGCAUGAUCUUCAUGAAUGGAAUCCCCUCGCUACAGGGCAGUCGCAACGGUAACAGUUCAUUCCAGCCUGUUGGAGAUGAUGACGAGGUUGGCGAAGAAACGCAGCUUUUCAUCAAUAACACACUGGAAUCACUAAGAAGGGAAGUUGCGCAAACCAGCGAUCCAGUAGAGAUUACAGAGCAGAUCGAAAUCCCUGAGGAGCCCGAGAUCGAAGACCAGCCGGAGCCGGAACCCGUUUUUGUUCCUAUCAUCCGAGAAUCCGCAAGAAACGCGCGUCUGAGCCUCAGUCCGUGGUGGUCCCGUAAACCUAAGAAGAUGGGGACCUCGCCACUGAGGCAUCAGACUCUGCGGUCAGCUGCAAAGAGGUCGGGGAGACUGUUCAGGUUUGAUCAACAUGAGAGGGAGGACGAGCCGACGCCCACUAGAGCUGGUAAACAGCCGUCAUCCGCACAGUCCAGAAGGGAGCGCUCAAACUACCAAGAUUCCUUUUCCGAUAUUCCUCGAAAUUAUCUCGAUGCCGCGGCGCCUAAGCCCUUGAACUUUGCUGCCACUCAGAGUGACCGAAGAGUUGACUUGGGGGAGUACGGAUUGCAACGAGAGGACGAACAUGCCGAAGAAGAGCAAAUUCAGGAGCAUCAUGCGGAAGAGCAUCCUGAAGAAGAACAUGCCGAGGAGGAACAUGUCAAGGAGGAACAUGUCGAGGAAGAACACAUCGAGGAACACAUUGAGGAGGAACACGUUGAGGAGGAACACGUUGAGGAGGAACACGUUGAGGAGGAACACGUUGAGGAGGAACACAUCGAGGAGGAACCAGCCCAGUAUACCGAAACGCAUGCGGAUGAUGACAUUGAAGAAGCUGCCGACAAGGCCCCGGAACAAGGUUUUUUUGCUACGCAAAGGUACAAUAGAGCCUUCUUGGCACCGGGGAGGUUUGCAGUGCCUGACACGAGUUCUCCAGUACGGCAUAUCGAAGACGAAGAGAGUGAUCAUGAAGAGCAUGGGCACGAAGAGCAUGGGCACGAAGAGCAUGGGCACGAAGAGCAUGGGCACGAAGAGCAUGGGCACGAAGAGCAUGGGCACGAAGAGAGUGAGCACGAAGAGCAUGGCCUCGAAGAGCAUGGGCACGAAGUGUAUACGCAUGAAGAGCAUGGGAAACAUGGAGACUACGGUGGCCAUGAAGAUCAUCCGGAAUUUGAUGAUCACUAUCAGGAGGGGCAAGAGGAGCACGAGGAGCACAGAGAUUUUUUAGAGCAUGAAGAGCCGGGGCAAGAAGAGGAGCUCGAGGAGGAGCAGGAACAGGAACAGGAUAUGGAGCUGGUGCACGAUGAGGGAGAGAGAGAGGAAGACUCGGCACACCACGAGGGGCAAGAGGAAGAAAUGGAAGAGUAUGACGAGGAGGUAGAAGCGGAAGCCCACAAACAGCAAGAAUGGGAGGAGGAAGAGGAAGAGGAAGAGCACGAAGAGCACGAGGAGCAUGAAGAGGCUUUGGAAGGAUAUACCGAGCAGCAGGGGAGCGAAGAGCAACACGAAUUCGAGGAACACGGGGUACACGAGGAAUAUGCGGAACACGAAGGCUUUGGGGAGCAUGAAGAGCUCCAAGUACGUGGAGGAGGACUCAACCAACACGAUGAGCAUGACGAGUUCGAGGAACAUGAGGAGAUGGAAGACGAUGAGGAACAAGAAGAGGCCGAGCAUUAUGAACAUCAUAAUGAGGGACAUGAUGAAGAACAGGAAGAGGUCGAGCACCAUGAACAUCAUGAGGAACAUGAGCAAGAAGAGGUCGAGCAAUAUGCACAUCAUAAUGAGGAACAUGAGGAGAUGCAAGACGAUGAGGAGCAAGAAGAGGUUGAGCGAUAUGAGCAUCAUGAGGAACAAGGGGAGAUGCAAGACGCUGAGCAUGACGAGUUCGAGGAACAUGAGGAGAUGCAAGAAGAUGAGGAGCAAGAGGUUGAGCACUAUGAACAUCAUGAGGAACAUGGCGAGCAGGAAGAGGUCGACCGACAUGAGCAUCACGAGGAACAUGACGAGCUUGAGGGAAAUGGACAGCACGAGCGCUACGAGCAGCGUGAGGAACGCAAGAUCCAUCCCUACGAAGCUUCAAGUCGUUGGAGAACAAAUUUUCCUGCUCUCCGCCAGCCCGAGAACAAGGAGAACCAUGUCGACAGAGAAAUGCGCUCUGAUUACCAACAACAACCUGAACAGUUGGAGCCUACACCUGAGCGUGAGGUGCAGCCAGUCGAGGCCACACCACCUCAUCAGAUGUCAUCGCCACUUCAGGAUCCUCAAUCUGUCCCUCCUCAGGACCACGUGCAGUACCCGAUCCUACGACCAGUCCUUUCCUCCAUCAUGCGAGCUGGCCGAGUUCUGCAAACCGUCACUUCUGACCCUCCCUCGCCAAGGGAACGAGAAAAGCAGCUGAGGAGUCCGUUCAGGAGCUCUGCAAGCAAAGAGCCGUCCCACAGCGCCACAGAAGGCAGCCAGCCGCCUCCGAGCAAAAGUCCACCGCAGGCGUUCCGCUUUGGCCGUGACCAGUCGACUGCUAACGGCGUGACUGCGGACCAGAGGAGAAAUGCUAGAUCCGGGCUUUUCGGUACGGGUUUCAGUAGCGCGCGUCCGAUACUCGGUAGUGCACGUCCGACACUUGAUGCGAGUGCAAGAGAGGCCCUGAACAGGAAACGGCCUCCAUCGAGAGAGUCAGUAGCCAGCUCUCUGGGCAACACGCCACCGAGUGGCGGUACCACGAAUCUGUUCGCAACGGAGCGUCCCAUAAACUCUGGUUUUAGAGGCAAUAACCCAUUAACACAACCAUCGCGCUUCUCGGGUAUUGGGAGCAGUCACCAACCUCUUCCCCUCGUCCAGGUUGAUGGUGCUGGAGAAGAGCCAGACAGGGCUGAGGAGGAGGAUGAUGAUGACCGAGGUCAAGUUCAAGAUGAAGAGCAAGCUCAAGGAGAGGAGGAGCAUCAGGGGCAUCAGGAGCAACGGAAGCAACAGCAGGGGAAGCAGCAGGAAGAACACAACGAAGAGGAGGAAGAUGACGAAGAUGACGACGAUGACGAUGACAUUGAUCUUUGGGAAUACGAAGCACAGCGGGAAGUACCGCCUCGCCCAGUAUUACAGCAGCCGCUGAUGCCUUUGACACAAGAUCGCAACACUGGCCCGAGCCUCACAAGCUCCUGGAGGGACGCACAAAAGGUACCUACGGCCGUUACUUCGAGUGCUCUGCCAAAUACGUCACGCACCAAGCAGACGGUCGAUGAGGGGCAGUCUGACAUGGACGCUGAGGAUGAGGAGCCUCCUCUGUUGUCUCAAGAGCAGGCCGAGCACGCGCCGGCGACUGCGUCCAAAUCCAAGCGAUUUGACCUGUCGUCUUUUUUCUCUUCGCCGGCUACGAUUCCAGGAUUGCUGGCCGGAAAGUUCAAAUCCAUCAAACCGAAGGCCUCUGCUGAGCGGAUCAACCAGCAAGCAGCAGUCCAACAAGAGGAGCCUUCCACAAUACCCACGACGUCAUUGUUUCCCAGACUCACGGGAAAGCUUGAUCGCACAGCUCCUCCAUCUUCGUCUAUCCCAUCCGAUCCACCGGAGGAUGAGCAAGUAGAUGAAGGUGCCUCAUCUCCCGCUACCCCUGAGAGACGCGGUCUUCUCACAAUUGCUCAGAAGCAGAACUUUGCCCCACGGCCGCGACAGGCUAACGACUCCUCUUUCUUUCAGACCUCGUCAUCUCAGUUGAGUACGAGUCCGACGAGGAUGCAGUUGACUCAUGAAGACAUUCAGAGAUGGCAGCUCGAAACGUCCAAUGUUGUUGAUGACUCGCCCAGCUUGAAGCCUCUACUAAGGCCUCUGCCGCCAAGGCAUGCCUCACCGAAGAAGUCAAAUCUCCGCUCUCCCCUGAAGCCUCACACGCCAGGACGAGUGGUUGAGUUUACGGGCAGCGUGCUGUCACCCGAGGAGCAAGCUCGGCUCCGCGAACAGCGCCUCCGGGCAAAUGGUGAGGUGUUCCGGGACAAUAUCAGCACCGCCGCUGCGGUGCCGAACCAUGUCCAGCCGCGGGCAGGUAAGGGCAGCAUACCCAAGCCGCAGCCGCAGCAACAGAAACAAAACCCCCUCCCGGCGCUCGCCCCAAGAAUCAUCAAGCCCGCAGGCGUGACGAAGAAACCACCGGUCAGGAAGCAUCGCAGACGAGAACCCCCCUCCCAGACGGUCUGGACCCGUCAGCACUGGAUCUUCCUCGACACGCUCCUGCAGAUGCGGCGGCAGCGGCCCUUUAGCGAAAGGUACCCUCCCGUGUCGCAGAGGUACCUGGGCAAGGUCGUCACUAGCAUGGGCGAGUCCCUGGUGCUGGAGAAGUGGCACCUCGAGUGCGUCGACGCGUUCAAGUCCCAGAUCAAGGGCUGGGACGAAGGGGAGCUGGCCAAGAGGCUGUUUGCGCUGAUUCUGGGAGAGGCCCAGCGGAGAAGGAGUUCGCUGGGGCAGUCUCCUGGCGUCAUGUUUCAUUGA